CUUCUCUAUAAUUAUUAAAUCUAGAUAACACCUUUUAAGGGAGGGUUCUAAACGCUAAAAUGCAGCUUUUGGACAUCGGAAUGCGAAAUUAAUGUAAAGGGGCUGAUACCCAGAGUAAUAUACCAAAUUACCACUGUAAAAUACAUGUAUGCCCCAUCUCAACAUAACCCAUGAAAUCGGCGCUAGUGAUCGGCGCCUCCCGUGGAAUAGGAAGGCAGGUCGCCAUCACCUUAUCCAGAAAUGGAUAUUCAGUGGGCGUGGCUGCGAAGACCGAGGUUUCGCAAGACUCGCUUCCGGGAACGAUUCAUGACGUAGUUAGUGAAAUCACAAAAGAAGGAGGCUUUGCAAUACCGAUUAAAUGUAAUGCAAGAAAGAGCGCAGAUAUAGAAGAUGCUGUGAAGAAAUGCAUUAAAAAAUUCGGUAAACUAGAUUUGGCUGUCUAUAAUGCUGGAGCUAUUUUAUGGAAACCCGUGAUGGAGACUCCUUUGCCUCGUUUUGACCUCCUACAUGAAGUAAAUGUCAGAGGUGCUUACGUCAUGGUCCAGCACGCACUGCCACAUUUCCUUGAGAGAAAAUCGGGAAGAAUCAUACUGGUAUCACCACCAAUUUACAAAAGGUUCUUCAAAGGGAAGACACCAUACAGCAUCAGUAAAGUCGGGAUGACUGUGUUGACGCAUGGCCUGGCUAAUGAGCUCAAAGACACUGGUGUGUCAAUUUCAUCUCUUUGGCCCGCUACUGCCAUCAAAGCUUUUGUGACGGAUAAGCUGGGGACCCCGCCCUCUGUCCUGAGAACCCCAGAUGUAUUUGCUGACGCCGUUCUUGGAAUAGCUGAAGAAAAAUCAGACAAGUUAAAUGGCUUGGCUCUUAUCGAUGAGGACUAUCUGAGAACCACCGGCAUAUCGGACUUCUCCAAGUACCGCUGUGAUCCGGAUGUGGAGCCACCCAGAAUGAUGCCACGUAAAUUCCCGGAUUUAAGUGUUGAAGAAGAAAACGAAAAAGUGUUCCCUAAAUUAUAGCAUAGCUGGUUCAGUGAGGAACUUUCACGGGCGGAUCCAGAAAUUUCUAAUUUGUUGGGGGGGGGGGGGGGGCAAAUUUUUUUUUCAAAGGCAGGUGAUCAAGUGCCUGGCCAUUUACUUAUUUAAAGCGUAAUUAUAUGUCAAAUGUCUAAAUUAGAUUCUUGUGAUUGAAUGUGGUAUAUAUAUAUGAAUAGAUUUCACUGGAACAUUUCAUUUUUUCAGUUAGCUAUUUUUUGUUUAAAAGUUUAAAUAUCUAUAUCAAUGGUCACUGUGUGAUUGAACUUUCAAAUUUCAAAUUGAUAUCAUUAAUAUGCAUGCAUUAAACUAGAUCUAUGUAAAUGUACUCAUCAUUUUGUCAUAUGAAAUAAUUUACAUGGAAUAAAAAUAAAGCUUUUUUAAUCAAA
Magallana angulata is the source of this 1420-nucleotide messenger RNA. Its product is annotated as hydroxysteroid dehydrogenase-like protein 2. Lineage: Eukaryota; Metazoa; Mollusca; Bivalvia; Ostreida; Ostreidae. Gene Ontology annotation, molecular function: oxidoreductase activity. Bases 171 to 1016 code for a protein of 281 amino acids. The record is from RefSeq and is a predicted model, not a curated record. The transcript has 6 exons.